CCCAUAUCCAGGCGACGAUGAGGACGGAACCCUCACGACCCGGGAUCUUCGCCGCCUUGUGGGAGAACCGGGGCCGCACAAAAGCCGCCGGGUGCGGACGGAAGAAGGCGAAAGCGAAGAAGCCACGAGCGGAGAUGCCAGUCUAGACUCCAAUGCUUGUCUUGCCCACCACCGACGAUAGUGUCGGCCGAGGCAACCGCGGACAUCCCUGACCCCUCUGAUCGAUAUCGUUCCCGUUUUUUCUUUCUCUCUCUUUCUAUCUCUCUGUGCGUGACUCUCUCUCUCUCUCUCUCUCUCUCUCUCUCUCUCUCUCUCUCCACACACAGGAACAUUGGAUGCUUAACCCGCCAGAGACGUGUAUGGCAGGGGACGACGCUCUUAGCGAACCACUGAACCGGGCAUUGCAUGGAGAAAAGAGAACCGAACCUUAUGGGGGGGGAUUCUCUUUCGAUAUUGAGGAUAUGGAUUCAUCAGCAACUGGUAAGACGCCGACAAACUUCCACUAGUUCGAGGGUCGAAGGGGAAGGGAGAGGGGGGCGAAGCCGUCUUCUAUAGAAACCAUUGACCAAAUCUCGGCGCCAAACCCAAGUCGGGAAACCUGGUCUGGUCUCUUCGCCCCCCCUCCCUCCCUCCACCCUCCCACGAGAUGUGGACGCGCAUGCCGUGAUCCCGGACUCUUAGUGUAGUCUCUGGAUAUAUCCAGUCCUGCAAGAUACUAUAACUGCCGCACUUGGCCGUCAGUCAGCGAACUCUCUUUUGAUGAACUGGUCCAGCGGUGUUUCCUCCUCUACCUCUCUCCCUACCAUCCCGUCCCCUCCCUCUUCUCUCAUCCUCCUCCUUCUCCGCCUUGAGCCGUCUGUCCAGCGAGCCCGCUGAUCUUUGUCACGCUCACCUCCCCCCGCCCUCCCCCUCUCAUUCAUCUUGCCAGCCCAGGGCCAAGUCCCAAGAUGAAGAGCUUUGUUCUCCAGGCGGUCCUCGCCGGUGUGGCGCUCGCUGCUCCGAACCGAGGCCCCUUCGCCGGUGCCGCCGUCCUCGAGCGCGCCGCUGGCGACUGUAAGUGCUUCCCCGGCGACGCCUGCUGGCCCGCCACCGCGCAGUGGAAUGCCCUCAACACCACCGUCGGCGGCAACCUGAUCGCAACCGUGCCCUUGGGCUCGCCUUGCCACGACCCGACCUACGAUGCGGCCGUCUGUGCCUCGCUGCAGAGCCAGUGGCAGGACUCCGAGAUCCACAUGGAGUCCUCCUCCUCCAUCAUGGCCCCCUUCUUCGCCAACCAGAGCUGCGACCCCUUCCAGCCGCAGUCCCGUGCCUGUCUGCUGGGCAACUACGUCGUCUACGCCGUCGACGCCAGGACCCCGGAGCACAUCCAGGCCACCAUCGCCUUCGCGCGCGAGCACAACAUCCGCUUCGUCGUCCGCAACACCGGCCACGACUACCUCGGCCGCUCCACCGGCGCCGGCGCCCUCUCCGUCUGGACGCACCACAUGAACAGCGCCGAGGUCGUCGACUGGGACUCCGCCGCGUACCAGGGCAAGGCCAUGAAGGUCGGCGCCGGCGCUCAGGGCUUCCACGUCAUGGAGGCCGCCCACGCCGCCGGCCUCGCCGUCGUCGGCGGCGAGUGCCCGACCGUCGGCAUCGCCGGAGGCUACACCCAGGGCGGCGGCCACAGCGCCCUCUCGACCAGCUUCGGUCUCAGCGCCGACAACGUCCUCGAGUGGGAGGUCGUCACGGCCAACGGCACGUUCCUGACCGCCUCCAAGACGGAGAACGCCGACCUGUUCUGGGCCCUGUCCGGCGGCGGCCCCGGCAACUGGGGCGUCGUCACUUCCCUGACCGUCAAGGCCCACGCCGAUGCCAAGGUCGGCGGCGCCACCCUCGUCAUCAUGGCCGCCGACAACGACAACGCGACCUUCUUCGAGGCCAUCGACGCCUUCCACGAAGAGCUCGCCGCCAUGGUCGACGGGGGCUCCAUGGUCGUCUACUACUUCGCCGCCGCCUUCUUCCAGAUCGCGCCCCUCAACGCCUUCAACAAGACGGCCGACGAGGUCCGCACCCUGCUCGCCCCCUUCGUCGCCCGCCUCGACGGCCUCGGCAUCAAGUACACCGUCGCCUACUCCGAGUUCGACAGCUACUACGGCCACUACGACCAGUACUUCGGCCCCCUGCCCAUCGGCAACAUCCAGGUCGGCAUCGCCCAGUACGGCGGCCGCCUCAUCCCGCGCGCCGACAUCACCAGCAUCGGUUCCUUCUCGCGCAGCCUCGCCGCCAAGGGCGCCACCUUCAUCGGCGUCGGCACCGACGUCGGCCGCUUCGGCAACAAGGACUCCAACUCGGUCACGCCCGCCUGGCGCAGCGCCCUCGUCCACGCGACGCUGACCACCGUCUGGGACUUCAAAGCCCCCUGGGAGGACAUGCUCGCCAACCAGGACCUCAUGACCAACGUCCUCAUGAAGGAGAUCGAGGCCCUGACGCCCACGGGCGGCGCCUACAUGAACGAGGCCGACUUCCAGCAGCCCAACUUCCAGAAAGAGUUCUUCGGGAGCAACUACAACGCCCUGCUGUGCCUCAAGCAGAAGUGGGACCCCGAGGGCUUCUUCUACGUCCGCAACGCCGUCGGCAGCGAGUCGUGGGGCGUCGCCAACGACGGGAGGAUGUGCCGUGUUUAGAGCCAGGAAACAAGAUACCUAAUGAAUAAUAAAGAGACAAUAUCAGUU
This is a messenger RNA of Colletotrichum destructivum, 2714 nucleotides long. RefSeq names its product Putative berberine/berberine, FAD-binding domain, PCMH-type, FAD-binding, type PCMH, subdomain 2. NCBI's taxonomy places the organism in Eukaryota, Fungi, Ascomycota, Sordariomycetes, Glomerellales, Glomerellaceae. The coding region runs from base 948 to 2666 and encodes 572 amino acids. The record is from RefSeq and is a predicted model, not a curated record. Gene Ontology annotation, molecular function: FAD binding; oxidoreductase activity. The transcript is spliced from 2 exons.